ACGGGUGAACGUGCAGUCAGUCCGAACUGCGUCUCCUGUCCGCAUCCAGCACCUCGGAAAUAACGCUUCACUCUGUUUCUUCUUUCGGUCGGGGAAAAAAAAAACAACUCUCUUUCUCUCUGUCUUUUUGUUCGGUUGACGUUUUUUACUCGGCACGCUCAGUGAUAAUUGUCCAGCCGCGACAGAUACAAUUCCCGAAACAAACGGAUGGAUUACAUUUCACGAACUACGUAAUACGCACGCCACUACAAAGCUGGAUAAUAAUUUUUGACAGCGGCUGACAAGUACUCUGAUUUGAAGUUUGUGAUAAUUUCGGCGCGUUCGGUGCCUGCGGUGAUUGCAGCCAUGUAGAGGAAUACGUGGAGGGUUUCGGGAAAAAGAAAAAAAAAUGUUCGCGACGAGAGAAGUUUGAAUUUGAAAAAAAGAGAAGGAAACAAAAGUGCGACCGGACAAUCUCGGGCGUGGGCGCUUGCUGCUGCCAGCGCGGGGCCGGACGAGGCGCGGCGGGAAUGAGGGAGCAGGAGGAGAGCUGAGGACACGGCUCCCCGCCACGCCGCCGUCGCCAUGGACACAGACGCGCAGUGCCAGCAGUACGGCGAGGUGAACCAGCUGGGAGGGGUGUUCGUGAACGGCCGGCCGCUGCCCAACGCAGUGCGCAUGCGCAUCGUGGAGCUGGCGCAGCUCGGCAUCCGGCCGUGCGACAUCUCGCGCCAGCUGCGCGUGUCGCACGGCUGCGUGUCCAAGAUCCUGGCGCGCUACCACGAGACCGGCUCCAUCCUGCCGGGCGCCAUCGGGGGCAGCAAGCCGCGCGUCACCACGCCCAAGGUGGUGGCCUACAUCAAGGAGCUCAAGCACAAGGACCCGGGCAUCUUCGCGUGGGAGAUCCGCGACCGCCUGCUGUCCGACGGCGUCUGCGACAAGUACAACGUGCCGUCCGUCAGCUCCAUCUCGCGCAUCCUGCGCAACAAGAUAGGCUCGCUGGCGCACCACCCGCACCAUCACCACUCGCACCACCACCCCACGGCCGCGGCGCACCACCCGCACCUCUACAACUCCAUCUACCCCACGUACCCGUACCCCGCGGCGGCGGGGCCCAGCAAGCUGGCCGCCUCGCCGGCCGCCCCCUCCGCCGCCGCCUGCUGGCCCAGCUCGCACUCCGUCACCGACAUACUGGCCAACGCAGCCGCCGCCCACCACCACCUGGCCACCGCCGCCGCCGCCGCGCAGGUCGACCCGGCGCAGAACUACAACUACUACAUGUACCUGCAGAGCUGCGGCGCCGCCCCCGCCGCCGCCGUGCACAACUCGGCGGCGGCGCUCGCCGUCGUGAACGGCCACCACGGGCUGGCGGCGCCGGCCACCUCCUUAUAGCCCCCGCCUGCCGCGCGGGGAGGCCUGGACCACGGGGGUGGCGCGGUGUAGCGAGGCGGCCGUGGCGCCAAGGAGCAGUGCCCAAGGAGUACAGAACAAUACAGGAGCAUUGUGCAGUCAAAAUGCAAACGAACCCCAUCCCCUUUUUUCCAUCUCUUCAGCAAAACAUUUUUUUUUGGUUGCUGACGUGUUACCUUGUUUUUUUAACAAUAAUCACUUCAUUAGGGCCUACUAUAUUUUUUUGACAGUUCUCCGUGAGUUCCUUUGAAGUUUUUAAACAAGCUUUCCAGUAUCACCGUUUACGCAGCUACAGUUUGUUUUGAUAACCAUUUUCAGAACAGACACCCUCGCCUUGGAAUAAUACCUCCAUGUUUAAAACCUUAAAUACACGUGUCUGCAAUUCACGGACGUAAAAGUUAAUAAAGUGACGCGAUUUGUACAGCACGAGACUUUCUGGAAAAUCUGAACAGUUUAUUUGAUAGUGUUCUUGACGUAAUUAUUUAAUAAACACUCAAGUGGACACAAUUAUUUCCAUACACUCUGGAAAGGUUUUUUAAAAAAACGUUAUUUCGUUUUUGAAAAUAAUUUUUCCUUAGGGUUAAACUGGCACAUAUAUUGGUCCCUAUGACCUUACAGGUGCAACAUUCUAUAUAUAAUUUGUCGUAACUUAUGGAAUAAUCUUCAGCCGACACACACAUUGAGACUGGCUCACAUAUGUCCAGUGUUUACCCAGUUACCAAAGUAAUGUGCAAUUUUUCUGACAUAUAGAAACUGGUUAUAGGUGGUGCAUGGGUUAAACGUCUUCAUUAGAACCUAGAAACUGGUGGUAAGAAUAUUCUCCUUCUUAUAGAAAACUUUAUAUAUCUCUUUCUACGGGCAUCUCAGAAAUGCAUAUAUACUUGGCUAAUAAUUAAUUCUAUAUUUAAAAUAUUGAGAACUGUUGCAAGCAUAUCAGAUAAAUUAGAACUCGCGUAAGUUGAAACUUAUUAUGUAUGAGCGGGAAGUGCAUUGUUUUAUUAAAAAUUCGUACUUAUUUCAGUCAUUUCCACAGUGAUUGUUUAGUGAAUUUAAUAACGCCUAUCGAGUGACUUAACUUAAACUGACGUUUUAGAGAGUUUUUCACGUUUCUAAAUCCCUUAUUUGCUUUAAGGGUGUUUUUACAGACAAACAAACCACUCACUUGUCAAAAUUCUCACGGAGUUAUGGAUUUUUCAUGAUAUGACAUACUGUAAAGUAGAUGAAGUGCUUUUCUACAUCCACCAGCGUCUUAUUUUAAGACCAAACACAAUGCGGAAAUAUGUAGUGUUUUAUCGGGCCUUAUGAUGGAUAAUAAUUAUACGCCCAAUGUUCUGGUCGUCCCACAAACAUCAGCCGGACGAAUAGCGGCUUCACGCAGUGUCUGUGUAGUAAUUCUUGCACGGCCAACAACAGGUUGGGCCUAGGGAGAUGGCUGAGGUAUAUCGAUAUAUUGGAAAUAUUUCCAAUAUAUCGAUAUUUCAGGACAAAAUAUCCACUUUUUUUAGGUUUUUUUUACAUUUGGAAAAUUAUAUAAUAACUACCGCGUCACUUGUACAGUCUUGUAGUACUUAUAAAUACUCCAUAAUAGGCAAUGAGAAUCAAGUGAAUAAUAAUAUAUUGAAAAAUAACUCUGUAGUAUACUUUUACUAAUAAGAGCCAAACUUGUUUUAGAUAGCUUCAUUGCGCAAUCUUAGAUAUAUCAGUAGAGACCGGAAAAAUUCGGAUUCAUUUCGCGAUAAGCUAACAUCCAAUUAAGUAUACCUUCAUAAAACCUUUUGGGAUUGGCCCACAAUUUAUCUGGGGGAACUGUGAGUUAAUGGGAAACCCUAAUCCAAGAAAGUGGCGAAUUACGACAACCUAGUUGAGACGUCUCAUGAGUCAGCAGCCAAAUGAACAGGUGUCAUUUUAGUGAGUAUGAAAAUCACUGUGGAGUCUAACCUAGAAGUUAGUGAACAUGUGAAUGGCCUCCAGGAUAGACUCCACAAUCGUCUACAUGCCCGGGCAAACAUCACAUGUUCAUUGGCUGCUGACAUGUGAGGCGUUUUAACUUAGUACCUUGUGAUUCGAUACUUCUUUGUUCGAAGGUCUCUAAUUGACCCAGAGUCCUCCAGAUUAACAGUGAACCAAUAGCAGAAGCAGCACAAAGUUAUAAUGAUUUAAAUUUUAGCAUACGACGAAUUGAAUCAGCAAGUUUUUUUCCGGUCUCUACCUAGUAUCAAGAAAUAGAUUAUAAUUUGAUAAUAAGUAAAAUAAGGUAAAAGUUUGAUACUGCGAUAACCCGAUAUAUCGUAAACAACAAUAUUUUCUUAGCGUCGAUAUAAUUGAAACGAUGUAUCGAAAGAUGAGCGGUAAAAGGUUGUCAUCCCUGGGCCUGAGCGGGAUUCCUCCACGAGCGCAGGACUGUUGUCUGCGAAGCCGGGCGCGGGCGGUAAUGUGCUUGUGUUUGCAGUCGGCCUAUCACGUGACGAGCGGCGGCGCGCCAGCCCAAACACGGCGUCACUUGCGGCGUUUGUCUUCCCGCCGCGGCAACACGCCUCCUUGCCGUUUUCGCCGCGCUGCGAUACCAACAGGAGGGAGGCAGUUUGCCAACUAACGCGAUACGAAUAAAAUAUUAUUUUCCAACUAAUCACGUUCCCACACGUCUGUGACGUCAGCGCGGCAGCGUAUUCUCAUUACAUUUUGUUUUUCGAAUGACAUUUAGACUGGUUUCAUUGGCGAAACUAAUUUUAUUUGUGUAUUUUUACGUAUUUUUAUCGCUAAACUUAACUUUAAAAUUUUCUGAAAUGUACCCAAAAACAAUUUUUUUUCUAAAUUAAUGUCAAAUUUGAAUUAAACAUAUAUCUAUAAAAAAAAGAAUCCGUAAAAAUUGAUGGGUGUCGUGAAGUUUGGUGUGAAUAUGAACUCCGGUGUCAUUUUGUAUUAUAAUAAUUUAUUUUUGUUCGUCGUGAGGGGUUUUAACCGCGUGCUCACAAUAACGCGAUGUUCCGCUGUCGCGUCGCGCCCUCCGCGUCUCGUUCGUCGCGCUAUUGAGAUCCCAGCAUUGUCCCUCUAGUGCAUCCGAGACGUCUCCGAGAAUGUAAUUGACUCUAAUUACAAAUUAUCCAGGGAUAUUCGUAAAAUGCAUUGUUAUCUUCGCACAUUCACGGGUUCAAAGUUCACUUACUGCGAACAUGAAAACAAAAGAAUAACCUUGAAUUACAAUUUUAAAAAAAACUUAUGACAACUGGUUAGGACUCGUGCAAAAACACACUUAUUUCUUCGACGCUGUUGUUUACCCUGCUUACAUCGAAUAACAGAGUUUGUAAGUUGAAACACGACGUAAUUUCUACGAAGAUCUGAAAUUAAGAUGCACUCUUCUUUCAUUUCAGAUGAAUGAUUCGUAUAAGAAUUCUUAAAUUUACUGUAAAUUUUUAACAGUGUUCGAAAAGAACAAAGAAUAAAGACACGUGAGUCACCCCACUCCCAAUGACUUUGUACUGGCAAUGUUGGAAGUUGUGUUGGAACGAAUCAUUUCCUCGAAGUGUGUCAUUUUACAUCAGUUCAUGUUGCGUUACAUCCAGUUCAUCAAGAGUAGUUAUCUUGUUACACAGAGUUGUUCAAGAAGUGUGAAAACUCAUUUGCAACGUAGUCGUGCCACCAUGUUUUCUUGCACAGUGAGAGAACGGCAUAAGAAAGUGUGUUUCACAAAUGUAAAUAACUCGUUGAAGCAUUAUCUGCAUAAUGAUGAUAUGAAUAUUGUGGUGCAAUGUAUUAUUAUACGAACGUAUUGUUGAGGCCUGUUGUAUGUAAAAAAAGAACGAACCGAUAUAGUGUUGUUGUAUUUAACACCUGAACACGUGUAUUUGUUUAUGAAACAGUUAUAUAUAACAAAUAAUACUAAAUACGUGUUUUUUAUCAUUUUAAUCCCUUGUGUUACUCCUUUAAUUUAUAUAUGUUAAGGAGG
Messenger RNA from Bacillus rossius redtenbacheri, 5332 nucleotides. RefSeq names its product paired box protein Pax-1 (gene Poxm). Gene Ontology annotation, biological process: anatomical structure development; regulation of transcription by RNA polymerase II. The record is from RefSeq and is a predicted model, not a curated record. Gene Ontology annotation, molecular function: RNA polymerase II cis-regulatory region sequence-specific DNA binding; DNA-binding transcription factor activity, RNA polymerase II-specific. NCBI's taxonomy places the organism in Eukaryota, Metazoa, Arthropoda, Insecta, Phasmatodea, Bacillidae. The transcript is spliced from 2 exons. The coding region runs from base 565 to 1371 and encodes 268 amino acids.